AUUGAUGGCAAGUGAAAGAAUACAUAAGUAUGAAGAAUCAAAAGGUUCAGUAUAGAAAAUUGAUUGAUUAGAUUUUAUUUAGAAAUGCAAGCAAAAGAAUUGUUUUUCAAAUAGUUAUGGAAGUCCAUUUUGUUUAGUGAAGAAAUUUAAUGAUCAUAAUAUUCUAAAGGAAAGUUAUAAUAAGAUGAAUGUGAGAGGAGAUGAAAAAGGAGGAUUAAAUGAUCGUCUUUAGAAAUAUCGAUCUUAGGCUUAGUUGGCUUUGGAUAAAUUAGAAACAGGUGAAUGAUAUGCUAAUUUUAGGUAGAUUACAAAUACUAGAAGUAAUUGUUAAUAAGAUAGAUGUAGUAAAAGUGUUAAGAGGAAGAGGAACAAAUGUAACAUAGAAUUUAAGUACGAAUGAAGAAAGCUUAGUAAUAAUGAAUAUUUAAUAUAUAUAU
Messenger RNA from Paramecium sonneborni, 437 nucleotides. The record is from the annotation of a GenBank genome assembly. Lineage: Eukaryota; Ciliophora; Oligohymenophorea; Peniculida; Parameciidae.